This is a messenger RNA of Neocloeon triangulifer, 1949 nucleotides long. RefSeq lists its product as uncharacterized. The record is from RefSeq and is a predicted model, not a curated record. The transcript has 9 exons. Lineage: Eukaryota; Metazoa; Arthropoda; Insecta; Ephemeroptera; Baetidae. Bases 49 to 1668 code for a protein of 539 amino acids.
GUCGCUCAUGGUCAUUCGUCUCUUCUCGUCUAUAGUGGGCUCCAUACUAUGGCGAUGCAAAAGGCAAUGGCAAUAAGCCCAAACUCUAUUCUAAAUGAAAUCGAAAUUUUUGAUAACGAGUCUCCCUUAUUAUCUGCAAACGAGCCGGUGCAUUAUUUGAAAGCUACAGUUGUGGAUCAAGUGACAAAGGAGGAAUUCAUCGUCAACGCAAAUAUUGCUAUUCGAAAGGAAGAUCGAGUUUUAUUCAAAUCCGGUGUUGAGGCGACCUUUCCUGGAAAUGUGGUUCGAACCGUGAGAAUCAUUGGAUUAGGAGAAACAGGAUCGCUUUCGGAAGCCAUGGCCAAGACCGUACAUACGCGUAAUGCUGGGAGGCCAAACCCCAGCAACAAAGAGGACACUUUUAAUCACAGUGGUAAAACUGCCGAGCUCGUUCUUCCAAACCGGCCAGCUCGACGAAGACGUGGAAGACCAUCAGUAAAAAGAAACAUUUUGCAAGAAAAGUCGACGAGGGCAGCCGCCCCAGCAACAUCAAGGAUAGCCGCACUGAACGAGGUUGAGUCAGUCACCCAACAGAAAAGCAAUCAGAAGAAAGCUCCAUCACCUAUUCGUAUUGAUGAGAUGAUGAAUGAGCAUAAUUCACCGAACCAGAUUAUAACACUUCAAGAAAACAGGUCCCCCAUACCUAAUCACAGCUCAACGGUAUCUCAAAGCCAGUCAAUGUAUUGUAAUACGAAUCAACAUUAUUACAACCAGCAAAACAACUGUGUGCAACAAGGAUUUGGAGAAUACAGUACACUUGCAAAUACAUCAAGCUUUGCGCAACCAAAUUUAGGGCCUGCUUACAAUCAACAGCAACAGCCACAUUUUAAUUAUUCAGGUGCUUAUGGUCGGCGGUCUCCACUAACUAUCGUCCAAAAUACUGGGAUGAUUGGACAAAACAACCACUGUACAUCAACAUCACCGCCAACUUAUUACCACCAAACAUCUCCGUAUGGUCAGAACAGAAAUUCAUCUGAAAUAAGCGGAAAUUCUCCACAGAAUUCAUUCUCCUCGCCAAAUUCUCAAAACACAUUGAAUAGCCAAAACUCGCCAUCAUCUGAUCAGUGGAAAAUCGCUGCUGGUUUCCCUACAGUUUGUAGCAGAAAAAUACAACGUUUAGUACUGAGCAAAACUCGGCAAAUCCAUGAAUAUCAGAAGGCACAAGAAGCUAACAAGAAAAUACAGUGUUCAACAUCUAGCGAACGAGAUGAGAAUAAUGAAAUUGAUGGAGAGGAGCAGGAAACAGAAAAUUCUCAGGAUCCCGAAGGAAGAAACAGAAAGAGGGCUAGAAAUGAGUACACGAAAACAAACCCUUUAGCAGCUGGAUUGAAAUUGUUUAUGAUUUUAUACUUUGGAAAACAAUUUAUUAUGGAGCAUAAUUACGAUGGAAAAGGAAAAAUUGGAUCAACAGGCUUAAGUCCAGUUGAGAAGGAGGCUGUGCAAGCUAUGAAAUAUUACAUGCAACACGUUGGAAAAACUGAGAAGAUUCCCUUCACGGAGAGAGAUUUAAAAGAAGGGCACAAUUUCAACAAAUGUUCUGCUAAUUUGAGGGUGGCAAAGAAAAGGGCUGAAGGAAAAGGCUUUACCUACGACAUACCCGACGAUUAUUACCUGAAGCAGUUUCAAUAGGGUUGCGGCUAACAUUCAUUCAUAUAAAGUUUGAUAAUAUUAUUAGUAAUUCCAGUGGCCACAGCCCAGAAUGCAAAUGAGUUUCGCAAUAUGUAAAAUAAUAAUAUUAUUAAUAAAGUUAUUGUAUAUAAAAUUAGUUGUAAUGAGAAUAAUAAUAAUGAUGAUCGUAUUGCUUAAUUUUCAACUUCAUUUAAGUGACUGUUUAAUGAUAACAUUAAUGAUGUUAAAUAUUUUACAUAAAAUUAAUUUUUAAUCAAAUAUUUCUUGUAAAUAGUACUUAA